AUGAAUGGCCGAGCAAGUGAUCCGCUCCCACCUAGUCGUGAGGAGUCCUCCGCUGUCCUCCACGCCUCCCGACGCCAAUGGACCUCACUCCUCAUCCGUGCCCUUUCCGCUCAAAGCUUUCCUUCGUCUUGCCUCAAUCUCAGCAGCCUCCUCCACCAAACACCAGCUCUCCCAAGCCGCGCAAAAAUCGAAGAGCUAGUCAGUGACACCUCAAUAUAUCUCGAGGGAUUCUCGGUCUGGGGCCUUGACGCGCCUCAGUGUGAUCUCAGCGGAAAUAUCAAGAAAUCAGCACUGCAGAAAAUCAUUAUCGGAUCUGUUCGCUCAACCUUUUGCCACUUCUCAAACGAAUUACCUUCGGAGUGGUCGGGCAUUGAGGGAUGUCAUCGCACUAGCGGGAACGGAAACUACCUGUUCGCCUUUGUUUUGGGCUGGGCUUACGUGCUUUCCGCACGGCUGAUCGAGCUGCGAAAAGAGUCAGAGCAAGACCAUAUCAGCUACACUGAAGAGAAGGCUACGUGCGAUACCUCUGGGACUCUGAGCAAAAGCGACAGUGAAGUCUUCAUAUCUAUUGGCGAAGCAGAUGUUGGCGAGUGUCGAUGGUGGGCUGCCGUCCUAGCCAAAGGGUAUGGAUGGCGCGCUGCUCUCAAACGUUCUGGUCGAGACUUUUAUCCCAUGUGGUCAUGCCAUCUAGCGAGUGGCUCUCCGCGAAUCCAGAUCCGCCAUGGUCAACCGAGGAGCUCUUCGCCUACGGCUUCCCACCCUCCAGCCUCGGAACUGGCGCAGCACUAUCUCUACAAAUUCGCCAAACUUCAUAACGCACAUGACCAGCUCUUGGCCGCAUUUGUUGCUGCACUGACAAUACCCGAGCAAGGAAGAUUCGGUGCUCCCAUCACCCUCCCUUGGCCAGAGUCUACGCACACAAGCCGUCGGCACACCGGUAGUCCAAACGAUCAUUCACCAUUGCUCAGACUUUUGCCAGGCAAAGAAGACCUACCACAUUUCAUGGCAUACAGCUGUGUCCCAAAUACAGCAGCAUCUUGCAUGCUUGGAUGCCUUUGGGAACCCAGCGUGACUUGUAACCUUGCGGGUGAAUGGCUACUUCCACCUGUGGAAGAAAUUGUUCCAAGUCUGCUAAAGGAGCAGCGAUACGAUGUUAUCGUCCGCAUGAUGGCCCAUCGUCGGCCAAACUCUGCACCACUCUGGCUAGGGUCCACAAUCACCGGCCUACUGCCCAGGUUGUUUGAGAUUGCUGGGAAUUAUCUGCCGACAAUAUCGCUUGAAUCCACUCAAUGGACCCAGUCUCCCCAGUCAUUCAUGGAUCCUCAGUACCACGGGAAGGUGCAGUGUUUGGAGGACAGCGACGGUUGCAAGCUGAUUCGCCGCGAGGAAGAGUUUCGCCUGAUGUACCUAAUUGACAUUGAAUCGAGCCAAUAUGGACCACCACCAUUAUGUCCCUGGAAGCCUCUCGGGACAACGGCUCUCAAAAGUGCUACAAUCGAGGUUCAGAGUCACGCUCUUUGUGGACAUCUUGCAGCUUCUCACGGUGAGAAUUUGUCUCGGUUGGCUACUCGGAAUGUGUUCAACUGGACAUUGCGGGACGGAACCAAGCCUGAAGAAUCUGCAAUCUGGACCCAUGAAUGGCUCGAGGGCCUGAUCGAUACUCUGGAUGACGAGGACGACGAGGAUGACGAGGAUGAACUAUAUCAAUUCUCCUGCAAAGUGGAUUCCUCCUCAACCAUGAUCAACCUGAUCGCCAGUACAGGCGCCACGAGGAGGCCCACUAGGUUUAGUGGUUUGCUGCAUUGUUUCUGA
Fonsecaea monophora is the source of this 1812-nucleotide messenger RNA. RefSeq lists its product as hypothetical. The record is from RefSeq and is a predicted model, not a curated record. The coding region runs from base 1 to 1812 and encodes 603 amino acids. The transcript has 2 exons. NCBI's taxonomy places the organism in Eukaryota, Fungi, Ascomycota, Eurotiomycetes, Chaetothyriales, Herpotrichiellaceae.